GAGGCUCUUACGCCAUAUGCGUACGAGAGCAUCCCUAAAAAUUGCCUCUGUCAUACAACCAGGAAGAAGGUGGGAUAGCCGUGCAAAGCUAACAUCCCCAGUCUUUCUGCACACUUUUUUUUCCGAAAAUAAUGGGAUCUUCCAGGUGGAAGGUGGUAGCGGCGGUGUUUUUCGCACUUGUGUGUUCUUUAUCACCUGUCGAUGCAGACGAACAUGACCACACGUACACAGAUAAGGAGGAGGUAGUUUUAUGGAUGAACACAGUGGGGCCUUACCACAACCGACAGGAGACAUACAAGUAUUUCUCGUUGCCCUUCUGUGCGGGCUCCCAGAAAACCAUCAGUCAUUACCAUGAAACACUUGGAGAGGCUCUGCAGGGAGUGGAGCUUGAAUUCAGCGGCUUGCAAAUAAAGUUCAAAGAGGAAGUCAUGCAGUCAACAUACUGUGAAAUAGAGUUGGACAAAGCCAAACGGGAUGCUUUUGUUUACGCCAUAAAGAACCACUACUGGUAUCAAAUGUACAUAGAUGACCUGCCAAUCUGGGGUAUUGUUGGUGAGGCAGAUGAAAAUGGAGAAGAGCACUUCCUGUGGACGUAUAAGAAACUAGAGAUCGGCUUCAAUGGCAAUAGAAUCGUUGAUGUAAAUCUGACCAGCGAAGGCAAAGUCAGACUUGUGCCAAACACAAGAAUCGCAAUGUCCUAUUCUGUGAAAUGGAAGAAGUCAGAUGUAAAGUUUGAAGACAGAUUCGACAAGUACCUUGAUCCAUCCUUCUUUCAGCACAGAAUUCACUGGUUCUCCAUCUUCAAUUCCUUCAUGAUGGUCAUUUUCUUGGUGGGUCUGGUGUCCAUGAUUCUUAUGAGAACACUAAGAAAGGACUAUGCCAGAUACAGCAAAGAGGAGGAAAUGGAUGACAUGGAUAGAGACCUUGGAGAUGAAUAUGGGUGGAAGCAGGUACAUGGAGAUGUGUUUAGGCCGUCAAGCCAUCCACUGAUCUUCUCUUCACUUAUUGGCUCCGGCUGCCAGAUUUUCUCAGUCUCCCUCAUCGUUAUCAUCGUUGCUAUGGUUGAGGAUCUGUACACAGAGAGAGGAUCCAUGCUGAGCACAGCCAUUUUUGUGUAUGCUGCAACCUCUCCUGUCAAUGGCUACUUCGGGGGAAGUUUGUAUGCAAAACAAGGAGGCAGGAGAUGGAUUAAACAAAUGUUCAUUGGGGCCUUUAUGAUCCCAGCCAUGGUGUGUGGGACUGCCUUUUUCAUCAACUUCAUCGCUAUUUACUACCACGCCUCCAGAGCCAUCCCAUUUGGAACCAUGGUUGCUGUCUGCUGUAUCUGCUUCUUUGUCAUCCUGCCUCUGAACCUCGUGGGAACAAUUUUGGGGAGGAAUCUGUCUGGCCAGCCCAACUUUCCCUGCCGAGUUAAUGCUGUGCCGCGGCCGAUCCCUGAGAAGAAAUGGUUCAUGGAGCCGGCUGUCAUCGUGUGCCUUGGAGGAAUCCUUCCAUUUGGUUCCAUUUUCAUAGAAAUGUACUUCAUCUUCACAUCUUUCUGGGCCUACAAAAUCUACUAUGUGUAUGGCUUCAUGAUGCUGGUCCUGGUUAUCCUGUGCAUUGUGACUGUGUGUGUCACCAUUGUGUGUACAUACUUUCUUCUCAAUGCUGAGGACUACAGAUGGCAAUGGACGAGCUUCCUCUCUGCUGCAUCCACUGCUGUUUAUGUGUACAUGUACUCCUUUUACUACUAUUUCUUCAAAACUAAGAUGUAUGGGCUGUUCCAGACAUCCUUCUACUUUGGCUACAUGGCUGUGUUCAGCACUGCCCUGGGAAUCAUGUGUGGUGCCGUAGGAUACAUGGGAACAAGUGCCUUUGUGAGGAAGAUUUACACAAAUGUGAAAAUUGACUAAGAAGUAAAGCAGCAUCAACACAGGGAUGUUAAUGGAUUUGCCUAGGCGUAUCCCAAAAGACGGCGGGCACAAGUCAUUCUUUAUUACUUUUCUUUCUUGCAAAGAGAUUGUGAGAAUCUCACUUUGUACAAUGUAGUUUUUCCAUAUUUUUUUUUUUUCCUCUCUGAAAGAUUUUCAACGCCGCAACUCAAAAGUGAACAACAGGAGACCUGCGGAAGAGAUAUCAAACAACUUUUGAUUUUUAUCAGUUGCUUUCAAACAAACGUUGAGGGAGGGGGCGAAUGUUUAAGGCUGACAUGGCUUCUCUUUCCCAACCCAGUCCCACCUGAGACCAGAGAACAUACAGUACAUGUGAUAUUGAUGGAGUGUAGCUCUCUUCAGUGAAGAGGCCUGAGUGUAUUGAAAGCCUUUGUUCUGUUGUGUCAGAAUAUUGGAGAGUUGGGUUUGUGUUUGUGUUCUGACUCUGAAGUCUAUUUUGUAUUCAUGAAGUCACUCGAAUUAUUGUUACUAUAGUACAAUUGGUUGUUUCCAUUGAAAUCCACUGGGAAAAAAACAAACAAAAAAAAACCUAAAAAUGAUCACCCAAUAAUCAUUCCCCAAUUUCGAUUAUUCUUAACUCCCUGUUAAGGUAGCAGUCCAUCCAGUCAUGAGAUUUUAGUCCUGCUGUAGUUUACUGUACAGACAAAGAACAGAGGGACUGAGCAACAGCUGAGGUACAGCAAGAGCUGAUUUUUUAAAAAAAAUGGAUGUUUGAUGUGAUCCCAUUUAUCUGUUUAGUUUUAUGUUUUCUAAAUGUUUGGGUUUGAAUGAAGUCUACAUGUAAAGAUAAUAUAUGGAUGGUGGGCAGUGUAUAUAACCUUAAUAAUGUACCUUUAGAUGUAGAUCCCAAAUGUAUUUUCGUUGUACAGAUUUACUACAGGGUGUUGUUUUUCCUUUCUUCCAAAAAUGAAUCGUUCAGUUAAAACAGUUUGUUUGUUUGGUGCUUGGGGUGGGGCUGGUGGCGCUGUUACAUCUUGCCUGAAAUUGCAUGAAGUUUUCACCAAAUCAUCAAAUCAGAUUUCACUUCAGCGCUGUCAUUUAUUUUAUUUUAUUUCCUGAUUGUUGGCAUCUUCUUGGUUUCAAAAUGGAAAGGUGCAUUUUGAUGAUUUUCUAGACACUUUAUUUUGAUUCCAUAUGUUAUUUAAAGCUUUAAAAAGGCUCUACAUCUUCUGGUAAGCCAUUUCCAUCACGUUCUGUUGCCUAACCUGAAACAUCAUCUGUGAAUGUUCAACGGAAAGAGGCAGUCGCUUUGUUUCUGCAAACAUACUGUACAAAUUCAACUUUAUGUACACUUAAAGCUAGAUGUUUUCAUAACCACACACAAUGCUGCGGUGUGUUUCAAAUGCUCCCCCCCCAUUUUGUGUAAAUUCAGUAUGUACCCUACUUGUAUGAGAAGUGGCAUUGCCUUUUUUUUUUUUUUUUUUUUUCCCCCCUCUUGAUUUCCAGUUCUCCCCCACUGAAGUUGAUUUUGGCACCUCAUGUUGUGUACCAAUGUCUGAUUAGACAUUUUGAACCUGCAUAUUAACUUGCUGUAAAAAGAAAAUAAACAUGUUUAUGUACAGGGGUUAUUAAAGUGUGAUCUUGACUUUGA
This is a messenger RNA of Oreochromis niloticus (Nile tilapia), 3522 nucleotides long. It is a transcript of the gene tm9sf3, whose product is annotated as transmembrane 9 superfamily member 3. Gene Ontology annotation, cellular component: membrane. NCBI's taxonomy places the organism in Eukaryota, Metazoa, Chordata, Actinopteri, Cichliformes, Cichlidae. The record is from RefSeq and is a predicted model, not a curated record. Gene Ontology annotation, biological process: protein localization to membrane. The transcript has 15 exons. Bases 132 to 1892 code for a protein of 586 amino acids.